Molecule: messenger RNA, 2378 nt
Organism: Tinamus guttatus (white-throated tinamou)
Lineage: Eukaryota; Metazoa; Chordata; Aves; Tinamiformes; Tinamidae
Source: RefSeq, a predicted model, not a curated record
UCUGCGUCUUCCAAAGAAACACAGAAAAGCACUGCAGUGAAGGGAUCCAGCCAGUGCCGUUCUUCCUCUGGCUACAGGAUGACAACGGAGAAUUACAAGAAACUAGCUCCAUAUAAUGUCAAACAAAGGUCAGUGGACUUGGAUGAGGAGGAUGUCCCUUUUACUCCAGAUGAACAUAAAAAGAGGACAGAGGCGGCCAACAGUGUCCUGAGGCGCACGGCGAGCAGGGAACGGGCUUACGUCCUCUCGGCAGCCAAGAAAAGCAAUGGCAGCCCAACACAAGAAUUCCCACCCUUGUUUGCCAAGAGAAUUGAGAUAGAAGAAGAAGAAGGACAGCAGAGGAGGAGUUCCACCGUGUCCGAUUCAUGCAAGUUUACACCAGAUGGCAACAGUAUUAAGGGAAGAAACACAGUUGCAUCUUCCCAGAAUGAGCAAAGAACAAAAGCAAUGUCUCCCACCAGCACUGAAAUGGGUAGUAGGAGCCAAACGACCACAUCCUUGAGUGAAACAUCAGAGAAAAUCUCCACUCAUCCUGAAAUCAGAAAUGGUGAAAACAGACAGACCGCUAAUGGGAAUUUCUCCUCUGAAAUUGGAUCACAGCAUGGGGACAGUGUCAAAUCUCUUAAGGAAAAGCCUGAAUUGUCCUCCUGGAAUGAAAUGGCCUCCAGAGCAACCAUGGUUUCCACGGAUGGAAGUUACCCAGAAAACACAGAAGCCAAGAAUGGAUUCUACCUGCCAAAGCCCAGCUCUGGUUGCGGAGACAAAAUUGCGGAUGCUACAGCUGAGCUGCACUGUCAGUAUGAGACCUCUCCGUACCUGGAUGAUGCAAAGCCUGAAUCUGCAAGGUCAGGGACUGAUGCUGGUGUUUGUGGUGCUGCUAGCAAGCACACGUGUGGGCAGGAGAAUAAGGAGUUCAUCUACCACGGAAUUAGAAGUAGAAUCCAAAUUGUGUCUAGUGUUCCCUGUCCUCCCACUGACAGAUCUCCUGUGCACCUAGAGGACACACAAAAUUACUUUGAAAGGUCUGCCCAAGGUUACAAAGAGGAGGACACCCCUAGGGAAAAGGGGCCUCAGAGCACACAGGACACAGAAGAGCAUAAACCAGAGCUGCACCCAGGAGGGUUUUCUGACUCAAGUAACCAUACUGAGAAGCGAGAAGAACCUCCUAACCAUGACACCCACCCAGAGUCUCCUAGGUCAAAGGAAAACUCUAAGUUUGAAGAGAGCGUGGCUAAAGCCAGGACAUAUCCCAAGGAUGGUGCCAGCAGGAGCAUGGACGUUAACAAGGAGAUCUUGCCCUGUGUGCAGAGUGAAGAAGCUGAUUCAAGAAGGGUCACACCAGCUUAUGAAGAACAAAUCUCUUCCCCCAGGGAGAGUCACCAUGAGAGCCUGGGAGCCCCCAGACACAGUGAACCCAUCCCAAUGGCUGCAAGGUCUAACCUCAGCUCUAGAGAGAGCGCGCUGAGUGCGUAUGAGACCCAACAUCCCAUGCCACAGUAUGUGGACCGCCAGCCUUACAACAGCAGCAUGUCACCACCCAGUCACAGGAUGCCAGCCUACGCUGCCAGCCAAGUAUUCAGCACUCAAAGACUUAUCCUGGAUUACAGAGGGACAGUUUAUGAUGGGAGAAGCAGGCCAAGCAACAGCAGAUAUGAGAGUGCUAGUGCUAGGGGGCACUGGGAAUUUAAUUGUGUCACUUCCUUUCCUAGCCACUACUCCCUUCCCAGAGAUACCACCAUGUCCAUUCCCCAGAGAAGCCACAGGGUGCCAUUCUACAUGGACAGCUCAGACUAUAACAGCACCAGGCUUCUCUCAAGUUCAAGCGAGAGGAUCUCCACUCCAGCUGCCACCUUGCAGCACGGCAGCCCGGCAGCCUCUGGGUACGGGCUCGACCCCGGCGCCGCUGGAAAGGGGAUCCUCUUUGUGAAGGAGUAUGUGAACAGCAGCGAGUUAUCGUCCUCCCCACGCUAUGGCAGUGGCAGCCUUGUCGAUUUGACCAAUUUGGACAGAGCAACCUCCAGUCACCACAGCUACUUGUCCAGCUCCCCCCUGCCGAGGUCCCCCGAGGCUGUUUGCAGUUACUGUGGCCGUGAGAUCCGCGACUGCCCCAAGAUCAUCAUAGAGCACCUGAACAUCUGCUGCCACGAGUACUGUUUCAGGUGUGGAAUUUGCCACAAAGCAAUGGGAGACCUUCUGGAUAAAAUAUUCAUCCACCGGGACAUUGUCCACUGUGACAAGUGCUAUGAGAAGCUCUUCUAGGGUUUUGCAAAGCUGAGACGGCAGCCAGUGGAAAGUCCUCAGCAGCACAUAUCAGAACGUAUCUAGCAGUUUCUGACUGGCUAAGAUAGCAAUGUUCCUGCUCCCCCCUUGCUCGAGUU